Molecule: messenger RNA, 3111 nt
Organism: Xenopus tropicalis (tropical clawed frog)
Lineage: Eukaryota; Metazoa; Chordata; Amphibia; Anura; Pipidae
Gene: gga3
Product: golgi-associated, gamma adaptin ear containing, ARF binding protein 3
Exons: 17
Coding region: 52-2175 (707 amino acids)
Biological process (GO): protein transport; vesicle-mediated transport; intracellular protein transport
Cellular component (GO): trans-Golgi network; early endosome membrane; Golgi apparatus
Molecular function (GO): phosphatidylinositol binding; ubiquitin binding; small GTPase binding
Source: RefSeq, a predicted model, not a curated record
GUGACGCAGAAUCUCGCGAGAGUAGAGGAGGAGGCGGAGCCCGGCGGGACCAUGGCUGACAGUGACGGGGAGACGCUGGAGUCCUGGCUGAAUAAAGCCACAAACCCCUGCAACCGCCAGGAGGACUGGGAGUAUAUCAUCAGCUUCUGCGACCAAGUCAACAAGGAGCUGGAGGGUCCUCAGAUUGCCGUCAGGUUGCUAGCACACAAAAUCCAGUCCCCGCAAGAAUGGGAAGCUCUGCAGGCCCUAACUGUUCUGGAGGCCAGCAUGAAGAACUGUGGCAGGAGGUUCCAUAGUGAAGUCGGCAAAUUCCGCUUCCUAAAUGAGCUGAUUAAAGUUGUGUCCCCAAAGUAUCUCGGAGACAGGAUUUCAGAGAAGGUAAAGAGCAAAGUGAUUGGGCUCCUGUAUAGCUGGACCGUGGCCCUUCCCGAGGAGACCAAGAUCAAGGAGGCUUACCACAUGCUGAAGAGGCAGGGUAUCAUUCUUGCAGACCCCGAAAUCCCUGUAGACCAUACCCUGGUUCCUUCCCCUCCCACAAGACCCAAGAAUCCCAUCUUUGAUGAUGAGGAGAGAUCCAAGAUUUUGGCGAGACUAUUAAAAAGUAAAAACCCAGACGAUCUUCAGGAAGCAAAUAAGCUGAUUAAAUCCAUGGUGAAGGAGGAUGAAGUGCGUAUGCAGAGAGCGAGUAAGCGAACUCACACCUUGGAAGAAGUGAGUAACAACGUGAUGCUGCUGCAGGAGAUGCUGACCCAUUACAGCAAGGACGACUCUUCUGAUGGGGACAAGGAACUUAUGAAGGAACUGUAUGAAAGAUGUGAAAUGAAGAGGCUCGCCCUGUUCAAGAUGGCAAGUGAGACAGAGGAUAACGAUAGUGCUUUGGGCGACAUCUUGCAGGCUAGUGACGAUUUAUCUCGGGUCAUCAACAUGUACAGGAAAGCCGUGGAAGGUCAAGACAUCAACGGGGACAUCAGCCUUCCGGACACACAUAGCAAAAAAGGAGACACCAGCCACAAGGACCUUUCCACUCUCAUCGAUUUGGCAGACUCCGAGGAGGCAUUUAUCCCCCAAAAGGAUCCUGAGCCAUUUUUACCAGUGCCAACAGAACAAGCAAAGCCAGAGCAGCCAUCUGCACUGAUUCCCAUUCUCCCUCCUCCUCCGCUAGUUCCCACCCACUCUCGCGGAUACUACUCCAACACGGAUCACUUUCUCACUCAGAUGAAAAGCGCAUCAGACUCCCUGUGUCUUCUGGAUGAGGAGCUUUUGCAUUUAGGUUUGGAUGAUCCAGCACCAAGCACACAAUCCAAUGUGUCCCAGAGCACCAUGGGUGAUAUUCUUCAGGUGGAACAGAGCGAAUUAGACUUCUUUGGACCAGGACCAGACCGUGAUCCCAUGGCCCCAACAACAGCUUACCAAAUGCAGACAAUGCCCCUGCAGCCCUUAUGCCCAACUACUAUUUCUCCACUCUAUUAUGCACACAGCUCUGCUACUGUGUUUAGUAGUUUGCCCACAGGACCCCUAAUGGUUCCCACAGCAGUCCCUCCGAUGGGCAGACUACCGCUGGAAGCCAUUGGACCGCAGUUCAUGGAGGCAGCUGUAUGCAGCUCAGCUUCUAUCCAGGUAAGACCUCAACUCCCUAUGGGGGUCAUGCAUGUUUCUGCACAGUUCCCUCUGCCUGUGGCUCCAGGAAGUCCCCUUUUCCUGCCACUGCAACAAGGAAGCCCCCAGAAAGGCUCCGAUAUCUCCCUUUCAGCUGUGAAUGUCCCCUUGGGAACAAUAAAACCAAGCUCACUUCUUCCUGUCACCGCCUAUGACAAAAAUGGCUUCCGAGUCCUCCUGCACUUUGCCAAGGAGUGUCCGCCUGGACGACCUGAUGUAUUGGUGGUGGUGGUCUCCAUGCUGAAUACAGCCCCCAUGCCAGUCCAGAAUAUUCAGCUGCAGGCAGCAGUGCCCAAGACCAUGAAAGUAAAACUGCAGCCUCCAUCUGGGACAGACCUAUCACCAUUUAAUCCUAUCCAACCCCCCGCAGCCAUCACACAGGUCAUGCUACUGGCAAACCCGCUGAAGGAGAAGGUCAGACUUCGGUUUAAGUUGUCCUUCGUGCUGGGGGAGGAGCCAAGCACAGAGGUGGGAGAAGUGGACCAGUUCCCAGAGCCUGAUCUAUGGGGGAUCCUAUGACCGCAAAUCGAUUGUCUCGCUUAGACUGUGACUCAGAGCGGAAUGUAACACUACUCCCAAGUUCCACAUUGUUUACAUGUUCUUUCUGAGCUGUGCCGUUUUGCAGCCAACAGAUGGAGGAUGAGAGAGACCCUCACCGCACUUUAUUUCACAUUCUUCUGAGCGCGCUCUCUCAGCUCCUGUUCUGUCACCCGAAGCUUGUCUGGGUUAUUCUCUCGGCACUCAUCGCCAAAGGUUUGGUGUAUUAAGCAGUGGAAGGAGUUCAUUCUCCUAAGGUUCAGUUUCAAAAUCCAAACCCGACAGGCCCUUUUUUUUUUUCCAUCCCUGAAGUCUUUUCCUCCCCCAUAACUGUGACAUGGUGGAUGAUCAGUCUCCAGUGAGUAUUUCCUUAGUAGGCAGUAUUAUUAUUUAAGUGUUAUUGACAGAAUAGGCAUGUAACCAGGCACCCCUGCACCUCAGUUGCCUGGUAACAUGUUCCUCCUUGCACUGUUUAGUUAGUUUACAAGUCUCUCCUGCAGAUUACCAGGCCCCAUGGCACCAGCUAUGUAACAAUCCAUGUGGGUUUUUGCUGUUUGAUUUCUACUGAAAAUCAGGACCAAAAUACAAUCAAGGGGAACUGUUCCACAAGUGACUUACCUGUAAUGAUUCAACUACUGGUGAACAAGAUAUCCCUUGGUUUGGGCAGUGCAGUUCAUCACAUGUGGCACAGGAUACCCAUCACUGACCUAGAGCAGUGGCUUUGUCUCUUAAGCAAACUGCUCACACUGGAAGCCAUUAGCUGUUUGUCCCUUGCCCAGUGGGACCGCAGCUGGAAAUCACUUAGGAUGAACAGGUCUGCUUUUUGUUUUGUUUUUUGUGCAAAAAAUGUUUGAAAAAUGUCUGAUCAUAGUUUCAAAUCUGGAGUUUGCAUGUUAAAUAAAGCUGUUUGUUCUCUAA